Juglans regia (Persian walnut) is the source of this 2363-nucleotide messenger RNA. RefSeq names its product serine/threonine-protein kinase Nek2. The transcript has 15 exons. Gene Ontology annotation, biological process: protein phosphorylation. Gene Ontology annotation, molecular function: protein kinase activity; ATP binding. The record is from RefSeq and is a predicted model, not a curated record. The coding region runs from base 267 to 2108 and encodes 613 amino acids. NCBI's taxonomy places the organism in Eukaryota, Viridiplantae, Streptophyta, Magnoliopsida, Fagales, Juglandaceae.
UUCCAAUUCAUAUUUCUUUUGCCUCUCUCUCUCUCUCUCUCUCUCUCUCUCAUAAAAUAAUGAAAAUAGUAAAAUAACAAGUAGGUGAAGAGCUUUCCAGUUCCUCUAUUUGGUCUUUCAAGUAUCUCUGCAAAUUCAAAUGCUACCGAUUGCGUUCCCAUUUUCUCUCAGCCAAGAACUUUGGGCUUUGCUUCACCAUAUCAUCUUCGCCUUUCAGGACUGAAAGCUCUUUGAGACUAGAAGUACAGAGAGUGGUAACACGUAGAAUGGAGCAGUAUGAAAUUCUAGAGCAGAUCGGAAAAGGUUCUUUUGGUUCAGCACUUCUUGUGAGGCAUAAACAUGAGAAAAAGAAGUAUGUUCUUAAAAAGAUUCGUCUUGCUCGCCAGACUGAUAGAAUUCGCAGAUCUGCCCACCAGGAGAUGGAGCUUAUAUCUAAAGUACGGAAUCCAUUUAUUGUGGAGUACAAAGAUUCCUGGGUGGAAAAGGGUUGCUUUGUUUGCAUUGUCAUUGGAUAUUGUGAAGGAGGAGACAUGGCAGAAGCUAUUAAAAGGGCCAAUGGUGUUCACUUUCCUGAAGAGAAACUUUGUAAAUGGCUAGUUCAACUCCUAAUGGCACUCGAUUACUUGCACGUCAAUCACAUUCUUCAUCGGGAUGUCAAGUGCUCAAAUAUAUUUCUGACCAAAGAUCAAGACACACGUCUAGGUGAUUUUGGUCUUGCUAAGAUGUUGACUUCUGAUGAUCUUGCUUCCUCGGUUGUGGGAACUCCAAGUUACAUGUGUCCUGAGCUUCUUGCGGAUAUACCUUAUGGUUCCAAAUCAGACAUAUGGUCUUUGGGAUGCUGUAUAUAUGAAAUGACUGCUCACAAGCCUGCAUUUAAAGCCUUUGACAUGCAAACUCUUAUUAACAAAAUAAAUAAGUCUAUUGUGGCCCCCCUACCGACCAUGUACUCUGGUGCAUUACGAGGACUCAUCAAAAGCAUGCUGCGGAAAAAUCCAGAACUAAGACCAAGUGCUGCAGAGUUGCUCACUCAUCCACAUCUUCAACCUUACAUCCUUAAGAUUCAUCUAAAACUGAAUAGCCCUAGACAGAAUACUUUCCCAGUCCGAUGGUCUGAUUCCAACUACGUAAAGAGAACAAGAUUUGUGGAGCCAGAAACAAUUUCAGUUCAUUCAGUGAAAGAGAAGAGGAUGUCAUUCAGCAAUGACAGGACUCUGAAUCCUAGUAUAUCUGAAACUGAACAGGACUCCAUGUGUUCUUCUCAAACAGCACAGGAAUUCCCAAGCUUGAAUAAAAAGUUAGCAGAUGUAUCGGUUGGCUCUGUCUACGAAGAAUAUGAUAUUGACACAUCAACAACCACCAAGUUUUCAAGUGUUGCCAAGACCCAAAGAUUGACACCAAGAAAGGUUUCUGCUACAUCAAAAAGACAGACAACACCAACGAAGAUAUACCACAUUGUUUCAAAAGGUGACCCGCUUCCGAUGUCACAAACUCCAGUGAGAAGAUCUUCUCAGCCAACACGAAGGGCCUCUCUUCCAUUGCCAACAAGAACUGCAGCUUUGGAAAACCCUUAUAGAGCCAAUGUUGGUCUGUUUCACAGCAUGGAGUCUCCAGAUGUCUCUGUGAAUGCCCCACGUAUUGACAAGAUUGCUGAAUUCCCCUUAGCUUCUUCUGAAGAUCCCCUCUUUCCAAUCCAUCAAAAGUCAUCAACAUCUGCACAAUGCUCUUCUAACUCGCCAAAAAGAGGUGACCGCUCAAUCACCAAGGACAAGUGUACAGUCCAAGUUGUGGAUAGAACCUUUGCCAGGCCCAGUUUCACUGAUGCCAGCCAUGGAGCUACAGGAAAUGGUAGCGAUUGCUCUGAGCAUAAUCCAACAACUGGCGUUUCAAGUCGUUCAUCUUCCGAGUCACAACAGCGUCGGUUUGACACCUCAUCGUACCAGCAGCGUGCGGAGGCAUUGGAAGGGUUGCUCGAGUUCAGCGCACGGCUCUUACAACAAGAAAGGUUCGAGGAGCUUGGUGUGUUGUUGAAGCCAUUUGGGCCCGAGAAAGUUUCUUCCAGGGAAACUGCAAUAUGGUUGACUAAGAGCUUCAAGGAGGCAGCAGUUUAACUGGAAUACUGAUGCCAUUAGAUUUUCGCGAGUGUACAUUGUUUUUUAUAUCUUUGAUAUUUGAAAAUUGGAAGAGUAGCUGAAAAGUCUUCAUCUUGAAGGCUGCAAGCGCAGACUGAUAACAACUGAGCUCUUCUCUUAUUCCCCCCAAAAUGAGAGCUGAUCAAAAGUGUUUUCCUUCUUUUAUUAUGAAAAACAGAGGGGUGAGGGCAUGGGCAUCAACAAUCAGUUCCAUUAAGUGAAUUUUAAUUUUAA